AUGUCGGGUGGUUACAUCCAAGUCUUGGGAGGUCGCGAUGGACGGAAUAAGAAGAAAAUCGUGGCGAUCGCCGGCAUCUGUUCUUUGUUGCUGGUGGCUAUGGUAGUUGCUGUGGUCAUCGGAGUCAGUCACAACAACAGGUCCAGUGACGAUGCCAGCAAUAAUGAAGAGAUAAAUACCUCGUCGAAGACAAUCAAGCAGAUAUGUGAUUCCACAGAUUACAAAGAGGUCUGCGUAGAUAACCUCUCGUCAGCGGCUGGAAACACCACAGACCCAAAAGAGCUGGUACAGGUGGCAUUCCAGGUAGCGAUUAAACAUAUCUCUGAAGCUGUCAACAAAUCAACCACCCUACGUGAGCUAGAGAAGGAUAAGAUGGCAGCCCAGGCUCUAGAAAACUGUAAAGAAUUGAUGGAUUACGCCAUUGGAGACCUCCAACGUUCUUUCGACGAAGUGGGCGUUUUGGAUAUUAACAAAAUAGACGAUCUACUUGCAGACAUGAAGAUAUGGCUGAGCGCUGCCGUGACCUACCAAGGGACAUGCCUUGAUGGCUUCCAGAACACAACGGGGGAAGCUGGAGAGUCUAUGAAGAAAGCUUUGAAAACCGCAGGUGAGCUCACACGUAAUGGCCUGGCUAUCGUAACUGAGCUUUCAUCUCUGUUCACCUCCUUGAAUAUCCCUGGCAUGAAUCGCCGGCUUCUCUCUUCAUCCGAAGAGAUAGAUUAUCCUAAGCUCACAGAGGAUGGAUUCCCUACAUGGAUCUCACCGACCAAACGUAGAUUACUGAUACUCCCUACGGACCAAAUGAAGCCUAACAUUGUUGUGGCUAAGGACGGAAGCGGCAGGUACAAAAGUGUUGUUAAGGCGCUUAAUGCUGUCCCUAAGACGACGAACACCACAUUCAUUAUCUACGUUAAGGCUGGAAUCUACAAGGAGUAUGUGCAGAUCACGCGAAGCACGCCCCAAAUCAUGUUGAUUGGAGAUGGCCCACUCAAGACUAAGAUCACCGGUAACAAGAACUUCAUCGACGGCACCGCCACCUUCAAGACUCCUACCGUUGCGGUGGUAGGAAAUGGUUUCAUUGCAAAGGACAUUGGAUUUGAGAACACAGCAGGAGCUGCAAAGCAUCAAGCCGUGGCACUAAGGGUGCAAUCUGAUAUGUCAAUCUUCUACAAUUGCCAAAUUGAUGGCUACCAAGAUACCCUUUACACCCACACCAACCGUCAGUUCUACAGCAACUGCACCAUCUCAGGCACCAUCGACUUCAUCUUCGGCGACGCUGCGGUUAUCCUCCAGAAUUGCAAGAUGGUAGUAAGGAAGCCAAUGGAAAACCAACAGAACAUCGUCACCGCACAGGGUAGGAUAUACGAGCGUGAACCCACCGGAAUCGUCCUCCAGGACUGCACCAUUACGGCUGACCCCGCUCUGGUGCCAUUCAAGAGCACGCUCCCUUCAUACCUAGGUCGCCCAUGGAAGGAAUACUCCAGAACAAUAGUCAUGCAGACCCAGAUCGAGGAUGUGAUUAACCCAGCAGGGUGGCUCCCAUGGAUGGGCGACUUCGCUUUUAGCACUUGCUUCUACGCCGAGUACAACAACAAAGGUGUUGGUGCCGACCUUUCUAAAAGGGUCAAGUGGCCUUGCAUUAAGACUCCCCUCACUAAUGAACAAGCUUUGGAAUUUACUGUUAGCAAAUUCAUACAAGGUGAUCAAUGGAUCACCCCUACCGGAGUGCCCUACACUUCUGGUCUCUCCCCCAUAUAAUAUAAACAAGGAGUCGUAAUUUGUACAUAUAUCUUCGCAUUUCUGCGAAACACAAGUGAAGG
This is a messenger RNA of Telopea speciosissima, 1820 nucleotides long. Its product is annotated as putative pectinesterase/pectinesterase inhibitor 28. Gene Ontology annotation, molecular function: pectinesterase activity; pectinesterase inhibitor activity. Gene Ontology annotation, biological process: cell wall modification. Bases 1 to 1758 code for a protein of 585 amino acids. The record is from RefSeq and is a predicted model, not a curated record. The transcript has 2 exons. NCBI's taxonomy places the organism in Eukaryota, Viridiplantae, Streptophyta, Magnoliopsida, Proteales, Proteaceae.